Chelmon rostratus (copperband butterflyfish) is the source of this 2587-nucleotide messenger RNA. RefSeq names its product carboxypeptidase E (gene cpe). Gene Ontology annotation, molecular function: zinc ion binding; metallocarboxypeptidase activity. Lineage: Eukaryota; Metazoa; Chordata; Actinopteri; Chaetodontiformes; Chaetodontidae. Gene Ontology annotation, biological process: proteolysis. The coding region runs from base 141 to 1505 and encodes 454 amino acids. The transcript has 9 exons. The record is from RefSeq and is a predicted model, not a curated record.
CAUCACGCUCCGUUAGACGGAGAGAGAGAGAGGGAGAGGUAUUUAUAGCCUAAAGCGAGGCUGCAGCACAGAGAUAAGGCUUGGGACCAAGCCGCAGGCAGGCAGACAUACAGGGCUUAGGGAAAAGAGGACACGUCAAAAUGAAGCCGUUCCUUUCGGUCGUUUUAUUCGGGGCCGCGGUGGUCGCCCUGGUCAGCGCGGCCGGUACCGAUGGUGAAAUCUCCUUCGAGUACCACCGUUAUGAGGAGCUGCGGAAGGCGCUGGUGUCGGUGUGGCUGCAGUGCCCGACCAUCACCCGCAUCUACACCAUCGGGGAGAGCUUCGAGGGCCGCGAGCUGCUGGUGCUGGAGAUGUCCGACAACCCCGGGACGCACGAGCCUGGUGAGCCUGAGUUUAAGUACAUCGCCAACAUGCACGGCAACGAGGCUGUGGGCAGAGAGCUGCUCAUCUACCUGGCUCAGUACCUGUGCAACCAGUACCAGCAAGGCAACGAGACCAUCAUCGACCUCGUGCACAACACCCGCAUCCACCUCAUGCCCUCCAUGAACCCAGAUGGCUUCGAGAAGGCCGCUUCUCAGCCCGGGGAGAUCAAGGACUGGUUUGUGGGCCGCAGUAACGCACAGGGGGUGGAUCUGAACCGGAACUUCCCCGAUCUGGACCGCAUCAUCUACAUCAACGAGCGGGAGGGCGGAGCCAACAACCACCUGCUGCAGAACAUGAAGAAGGCUGUGGAUGAAAACACCAAGCUGGCUCCAGAGACCAAGGCUGUGAUCCACUGGAUCAUGGACAUCCCCUUUGUCCUCUCAGCCAACCUGCAUGGAGGUGACGUGGUGGCCAACUACCCAUACGACGAGACCCGCACUGGCUCCACCCAUGAGUACAGCGCCAGUCCAGAUGAUGUGAUGUUCAAGUCCCUGGCAAAGGCCUACUCCAUUUACAACCCGGUCAUGUCCGACUCUCACCGACCCCCCUGCCGUAAGAACGAUGACGACUCCAGCUUCAAAGAUGGCAUCACUAAUGGGGGGGCCUGGUACAGCGUGCCAGGAGGAAUGCAGGAUUUCAACUACCUCAGCAGCAACUGCUUUGAGAUCACGCUGGAGCUCAGCUGUGACAAGUUCCCCAAUGAGGACACACUCAAGACCUACUGGGAGCAGAACCGCAACUCACUGGUCAACUACAUCGAGCAGGUUCAUCGUGGCGUCAAAGGGUUCGUGCGUGACCUGCAGGGCAACCCCAUUUCCAAUGCCACUAUCUCUGUGGAGGGCAUUGACCAUGACAUAACCACAGCCAAAGAUGGAGACUACUGGCGCCUACUGGCUCCAGGAAACUACAAAGUGGCAGCCUCCGCUCCAGGAUACCUGACCGUCAUCAAGAAGGUGGCUGUUCCCUACAGCCCUGCAACCAGGGUGGACUUUGAGCUGGAGUCUAUGAUGGAGAGGAAGGAGGAAGAGCGGGAGGAGCUGAUGGACUGGUGGAAGAUGAUGUCAGAGACAUUGAACUUCUAAAGUGAUUGUCUGGCUGAUGAUUGAACCGUCCGCACAUCGAUGUAAUAUACUCGACAUUUUGUGUGCCCGUCCACUCUAAAAAAAGAAUAUAUUGUCUCAUCUUUGUUUCGUUCUCUUUCAAUCAUUAUUUGAUUAUAUUGUUUAUUAUGUAACAGUUUGCCUCAUUCUCCUGUAGAUUAAAUACCCUGCAGACACACAAACACAUACUGAUGGACACAGGAGGAAUUUGCAGGUAGUUUUGUGCGGCGAGAUCGAUGUUGAUUUCUGUGGUAUUGUGUUCUUUAUCGUACACGUGAUUGGUAACCAUGGCACCCAUCUAUAUAACCAAUGAGUGACUGAUUAUGUAUGUAAAAGAGCUGUUUACAUCAUGACCACAUGGCUCUGUCCAUAAUAAUUCGUCUUUUUCCCUGUUUUAAAUGUCUCUGUUUCUCCAGGCUUUAGUACAAAUACACUAACAGAAACACGCAACUCAAGUGCACACGAAACACACAGCUGUAACGUACACACACACACACACACACACGCACACUGCUUCUCUCUCUGUUUCUUUCCUGUAAUAUAAAAAAAUCCAACACUAUGGUUCUGAGGUUAUCAGGGACAUUAAAAACACUGUAAAAUCACUGUAAACAAGAUAUUGUACACAAUCUAUACAGGCAAGCUCAUUUCCCUGUAUGUUAUUGAUGUUGAGAUUUCUUUUUUUAACUGAGUGCAGCACAGCUUUGAUUUUAGCACAAGAUGAAUGGUUAUAAUAUAUACUGUAUUUAUGAACUAGGUAUAGCAAGAAAUAUGUGUUUUUUUGUAACUAAAAGAAAUCAAAGAACACAAGGCCAUGACACCUAUAAAUCUGCCCCCCUCAGUCUACCCAAAGCCAUUCCUUUGUAUGUGCACUACACUGGGAAUUCUAUGGUACGUAAGGGACUGUAGUACAUGUAGAAACUGUUUUUCAAGAAUAAAUUAACACUAAUCUUCUGAGUGGGGCUGUAUGGAUGUAGUUGAGACUACAGGAAGAAUUUAUUGAAUGUAUAGCUAUAGAAACGGUUACACGUGUAAAGAAUUAACUGAUCAAUAAAUCUCCCCUCGUU